CGGGGACCAGGUUUGACCCCAGACAGAGCGCAAUAAGUAGGCUCCCCGCUGUUUUUUUCUGCUCCAAUGACAGCCUGUGUGUGAGUGUAUCGUUGUGCAGUGUGAACGGUUUGGCCGAGUUCUUACUAUAGCAAACAGCGGAGCUCGCCGACUUUACAGAGAUAAACCGACACAGGCAGUUCAGCUCGACCAGCAGGCAUGGAGCUCUCUGCGGCGGGGGAUCGCAUUUUUGCCGCGGAAGCCAUACUGAAACGUCGCGUCCGUAAGGGAAGAAUUGAAUAUCUGGUGAAAUGGAAAGGAUGGGCCAUGAAACACAGCACCUGGGAGCCAGAGGAAAACAUCCUGGAUGACAGGCUCAUCCUGGGCUUUGAGCAGAAGGAACGGGAAAGGGAAAUGCAUGGGCCUAAAAAACGGGGCCCAAAACCCAAGAACUUAGCGAUGAAGGACCGUGGUCAGAAAGGAGAGUCCAGCAGCCGGGCCUUCAGCAGCCGCCAGACCGCACCUCGCUCCUCUUCGUCCACCUCCAACCGAGCAGCUUCCGCCUCCUCUUCUGCCGCUCCUCAUACUCUACCAUUAUCCUCCUCCUCCCCAGCGCCCUCCCCCAAACUAAACUCUCUGGCAGCCACCCACAAACUGAAGAAAGACAUUCACCGCUGCCACCGGAUGUCCAGGCGCCCGCUGCCUCGCUCACACCCAGUCGGGCCUGCUUUUUCCAGUUCGAGUGGUUUCCCGUCCCGCAUGCAUGUCUCGCCUUUCUCCGAGACCGUCCGUAUCCUAAACCGCAGAGUCAAACCUCGGGAAGUCAAGAGAGGAAGGAUUAUCCUCAACCUGAAGGUAAUUGACAAGCCUGGCAGAGGGGGUGCAGCCGCAGGCUCCAGAAACGGGCAGUCUGGACGCCAAAACAUCCCCUCUCGCAAUCGCAUCAUUGGCAGAAAGGGGGAUGCCCCUUACAGACCGUUCCAGCCUCCUCUGAAGAUGCUGGGCUUCCCCAUGUACGGGAAGCCGUUUGGGCUGCAGUGUGGCAGGCCCAUGUCUUUUCACUCCCAAACAGGGUCCUGCUCUAGCACAGGAGCAAGAGACACCAACAGCAGCUCUUCACAGUGCCAGGCCCCCCCUCCUUCCUCUGCUCCCUCCAACUCGAGCAGUAACGCAGCUAAACGCCCCCAGCCAGCCGCUGAAGCCUCCAAGGAUUCAGAAUCCAGUACAGCUGUCCCAGAAACCCAGAAACCAUCUGCCUCUUCAUGUUCAGAAGCAAACGACAAAGUCCCAGCAUCUUCCUCGCCGACUUCAUCUUUAGAAGACCAAGAUGAAGACGACAUGGACUGUUCCCAAGCCUCAGAGGAAGGUAGGAGGAGUCCUGGCCAUCACAAAGCUAAGCCCCAGUCGCCCUCAGCAGUUUCCUCUGCCACUCCAGAUCAGCCCACAGCCCCUGCCGAUCCCCAAAGGGUUCCCACCGAGGGGGACCCAGACUGGCACCCUGAAAUGGCGCCGAGCUGCAAGGAUGUGGUGGUCACUGAUGUCACCACCAACCUUGUAACGGUCACCAUUAAAGAGUUCCCCACCCCCGCAUCCGGCCCCGCCUCUCCUGCUAGCGAUGAGAACGCCUCCACCCCUCCACCAGCCGCAUCGUCCGAGAAUGCCGCCAUCCCGAAGCCAUAAAGAUCCAAUAAUACGAACUUUAAUGCCAUUGAGGAUAGGAAAUUAUAUAUAAAAAUUAUAUCUUACCAGUGUUGCCACUUCAGCUCUAUUCUACCCUAUCUGUGUGGGGUUUGCCAAUAUUUGUUAGAUACUCAAUGAAAUAUAGUGUAACUAAAUGCUACCCAGCCAUGGAAGAGUAAAAAAAAACAUAUUUUUUCUAAAAAAGAUUUUUAAAAAAGCAGGCAGCUUGUUCGCCUUCUUGCCAUUUAGAUUGCCAUAUUUGAUCCAGCUUGCACACAAAGCAGAAUUUGUUUUCUUCCACUUGAUAAACACAUGCUGAGGGCCGCCUGUUUGUUGCAGCUCAAGUUGUCCUAACGGCGCGUCCCUCACCCAUCUGCUGUGCUGGCUUUCAUCAAGCACACUUGUUGGAAGCGAAAUAAGUCUGCCAACCAUCGAUGAAGGCUGUCCUCUGUGGUGUAGGUAGCCAUCGACAACCAGUAGGUGUUUGGAGAGGUCCUCUGAAAGCCAGCUAGCCGAUGUUUAAUGAAGAGAUUGUUUUUGUUUUUUUGUAAUUAAACUGAAGAUACUGCGUCAGUACAGCGAGGUGAAUGCAAUGCACUUGACUGCAUCAAAAAACAGCCCGUUCUGUGUAGUUAAUCAGGUUAUCAAGGCCUUCUUUUCCUUCCAUCUUUAUCAAACGCUUAUGAAUAUGAUGUAGGAGCAUAUUUUAGCUUUUAGACGCUGCAAAUAUUUCAAAAUACAAUUUCCAAGUUAUUCUUGCUGUAGUUUUAAUCUCGCUUCAAUCUCUUACAAUCCGUUCACCCCCUUCUACAGCUUCUUCAUCACUCCUAUCCAACACCAUUUUAACCCAUGUAGGUUGAGGAACCGCGACCUACGAUGAGUUCUGGUCCAACAUCUGUUGGAUUUCAGAGGCAAUGGUUUGGAUUUAAAAUGUUUACAGACCUUAAAAGUUGUGCACAUUUAGUCCCUUUUAAACCCCAACCUUCAAAUGUGUGUAGACAACUAACUGAAUUGGGGGAUAAAGAAUACUCGUAUAGUUUUUAUUUUCACAUAUAAAAAUCUAUGUUCGUAUUUAACACCCUGUAUUUACUCUCUAGAACAAAAUUCAUCUGCAGCUACAGCUGCAAAUGACCAUCUAUUCUUGCCCUUUGGUUAUGAAAGGAGCUCAAACGAAGUCGGAUCAGAAUCAACUUCAUUGUUGUGGUUUGUGUGCACAAACAGAACAAUGCUAACAUCAUAGCCAACAGACCGUACAGCAAGCCACAGCGUGUUUAAAAACACUUUCUAGAGAUGGACGAGGAGCAGUUUAUGGGAGCCUGUACAGCCCAGAGGGAAGCUAGGUUUUGAUGAUGCAAAAUAUUUUAGUUUCAGACAGUAGCUGACUUUCCUGCCUAUAAUAUUUUUUUUUAUCAGGGUUUACACAAAUGAGUAACCCUAAUUUAAUGCUUUUUUAUUGCUCUUAAAAAUAACUUUAAUGCCAUCAAGAAGUACCUGCAUCCAUGUCUCAAAUUCCUUGUUUGAAAGCAACUUUUGUUGAAAUUAGCAUUUUCCCAUUCUCUAGAUUUUUUUCCAUCUCAAGCUUCUUUUGCAAACAUUUGGCUUUACCAUCAACCGGAAGCAGUUCCGCACAAAUAUAUUGUGAUACAAUAUAUCAGACCAAAUUGUUUUUAUACACUUUUUUUUUUUUUUUUUUUUUUACGAAAGCAUUUUAAAUGCAACAAUAAUUACAUUUUAUGAAUUGCCAAUUAAGGCCUUGAUUAAAACAUAAUGACUUUUAAUGACCCGCGGAAACCCUGUUUAUAGAGUUAAACAGAGAAAACAUGCUGGAGGAAGAAACAUUCUGUGUCUGCUUAUUGCUGUCAGUCCGAUGAUAAAAGUCUACACAUUUAGGAUUGGUGGGUUCAAAAAGGUUUUUAACAGUUUUCAAACAGUCUUUAUAAACAUAAAUUUUUUGAAAGUUUUGUCUCAGAUUCUUUAAGUCUGAACUAUAGGCCUUUUUGCUUCAUGCAGUGACCUCUCUGAACCAUCUUAGUUCAUUUGUGCUGUAUGUGUGGGUUUGUUGCUGCUGGAAGGUGAACUUCUGUUGCAUUUAGCUUGGUUCUUCUCCUCUGUCCCCAUGGUAACGGUGUGUGCGUGCAGUGUUGGUUUUCAGCUGCAUAUAGUGUUUUCCAUGUAGCUACAAAGUUCAGUGUCAGUCUGGCUGAUGUUUUCUGCAUCCUCCACAGCUUGUAGCAAACUGCGAACCAGACUUCUUAUAGCCUUUUCACGUUCUCUUAUAAAUUCCAGCUUUUUAGUGUUAUUUGGGACUAAUAGUUGUCUGGUUAAAUUCUCCAUCAGUGCCUCCAUCCCUGGUGUGAUUGGUUGGGUGAAUAUGUAUGUCCUCGUAGGUUUGUAGCUAUGCCAUACUCUUGGCUACAAAUGAGUGUAAAAGUUAGUUAAUUUCACUAAUUUUGGUGUCAAAAUCCAUAAGAUCUCUAAGAGACUGGUGGUUAAUCGACACCAUGCAGAGUAAAAGUUACUCUGCAUGGCUUUUAAUUUUUCACAAUUAACUCUUAACACUUGAGCAGAUUUAUGCUCAGCGUAGUUGUAAAUACCAUAUUUAGAGUAAAACAGAUUGACUCUGAAUUUUUAACAGCCAAUUUUUUAUGUGUAGACAUUUUUGUGGUACUUUUUUGAAUGUAAUAAUUCAGGAAAUAAACCCCAAAAAAAGGCCUGUUGGUUCAUUUUUGGAUGACGGAUGAUAAGCGAGAUGUUCUAAAGUUGGAACAUUGUUUUUAAAGCCUUAUUCUGCUUGAAAAUGUCUCUUUAUUUUCCCCUCUGAUCAUUUGGGGUUCCUUGGUCAUCAUGAUGUGUUUUGUUUGCCAGUGUUCACCAACAAACCGCUAAAGACACCAUAGAACAACUUGAUUUAUACUGAGGUUAAAGAAACAAAUUUGGACUUUAUUGGGAGGGCUUUACAUGAAUUUACUCUACUUCACAGCUUCCGAAGUUCAUUUUUUGCACUUGAUUUAAUUUAGGGCUAUCAGGAAAACACAUGUUUGUGGUUCCACUUUCAUUGAAACACUUAUAGUGUGUUUAGGGUUCACAGCAUCUUCAUGUUUAUUGGGGUUUGAAGAAACUGAAAUAGUCAAACAUUUAAAGUUUGUGUUAUGAUCCAAAGUUCACAUUAAGAAUAUCUAUUUUUUUUCAAUUCUCUACCACCCUCAACUGUCUGGAUGAAGCAUCGAGUGUAGCUAGACGUUUAACUUUAAACCAUUUAAACAACAAACACCAGAGUAUGUUGUUUAAUUCAUGUGUUUGAAAAACAAAACUAUGUACAAUAUGUGCAUGAUUUGAGUCUUCAGCCCCUUUAAUUGAAGGCAAAGUAGGUAACUUCUGUAAAAAGGUAUUUUCCCCCCAAUCGAUUUGUUAAACUAUGCCCUAACAGGAAAAUGUAAAAAAAUUUGGAAAGAUGAAGCAUCUCUUUUUCCCAUUGGUUCUGCUGCCAUUUGCUGAAAUACACCGAUCCCUGGUCAGAAACGGAGUAAGUCAGAUGUGUUUACUGCUUCUUAUAUCCCUCCCUAUCACUGCGCGUUCUGUCAUCUAAGCUCAAGUCAUGUUAUUGUUUAAUUUUUGGCUCAAGUCCAAGGUUUUCUCAGAACUUCCUACUGGCUUUGAUCGUUUCCAUCCUUCCUCAGUAAAAGGAAAUGUUGCAUCGGAUGCAGCAAUGAUUCAAAAUCUUUCUUCAUCCCAUCUCCUGGUUCUAGAAACAAUGGGAACUUUAAAGCUAGGUAUUCUUUUGAUUAUUUAGAGAACUUGUUUUCUUCCUGCUCUUUACGGACCAUCCCAGAUCGCCAUUCGGUUCAGUGUAUUAUAACCUUUCCGCAUGUGUUGCCUUAUAGCUGUGCACCCUUCUUUUUGCUUGGCUCUUAUUAGAACGGCUGUUAAAUAGUCCUGACUUCAGCUUGACUGUUAGGAUCUCAUUACUGUAAUAAGUUCACACUGUUUUAGAUGUUUGGUUCAUUGCAGGUUAUCUGGAGGUGCAGCCGUGGUCUCCGACAGAUGGGGUUCCUCAUCUGUUUGUUCUGUACUGGAUGGUUCUUGUUGUUCUCCAUGCUUUUGUGAUACGACAUGAAUGGAUUUUUUCCAAUAUGACUUAUCCAUCAUUGGAGGAGAAAUAAGCUGACUACCUUUAAAAAUGAAUGAUGUAGGUUACCUUGAAUAUUUUGAUGAAAAACAUGCUGUGAAAUGAAAGACAGUUUCUCUCUCUGAAUGGAAAAGUGUUUGGAAAAUCUUUCAUGUUCCGUAUCUUAUCUAUCUAGGUGGCGAUGACACUAGCUGUUGGUAGAUGUUUAAGAUAUUAGUCUUGAAAGCACCUCUUUCUCUUAUUUUAUUCUCAUGUGGGGUAGCACAACUCAACUUAGUGACCUGUCUUGUAACCAAAUAGGGCUCUUUAUUCUCUUUGAUUUUAUCUUUUUUAUGCUUAUUUGUUUCCCUUUGUAAAUUGUUUUAAUGUGUGAGUGCUGAAUCAGCACCAAUUGGACGAACUGAAGGAUCUUGGUUUUGUGCAUUUUUUUCUCUCCAUAUUUUUAUAGUAUGUUAUGACCUGUUUGAAAUAUAUAUUAUUAUUUCAAUAUAAGGCUCAUUGUUUAAUGCUAUUUUUAAUAGUCUGAAUUUUUCCGUGUGUCAUGACUGCAGUUUUAUUUUGGUUGAUCAUUUGAAAUAAUUGCAUUGUACUGAUAGUAAAGCGAAGAAGGCAGAGUAUAUUGUUGACAGUAAAAUGUAUGUGAAGCAUGUUUUGCAACUUCUUGCUGUACAGAUAAUGUAUUCAGUGUCCUGUUAUGUGUUGUUUUUGUGUUUCUUGUAAUAGGUCUUUGAUUAAAAGCACUCUAAAAUCA
Cyprinodon tularosa is the source of this 6536-nucleotide messenger RNA. RefSeq names its product chromobox homolog 6a (gene cbx6a). The transcript is spliced from 5 exons. NCBI's taxonomy places the organism in Eukaryota, Metazoa, Chordata, Actinopteri, Cyprinodontiformes, Cyprinodontidae. The record is from RefSeq and is a predicted model, not a curated record. Bases 199 to 1659 code for a protein of 486 amino acids.